This is a messenger RNA of Theobroma umbraticum, 644 nucleotides long. NCBI's taxonomy places the organism in Eukaryota, Viridiplantae, Streptophyta, Magnoliopsida, Malvales, Malvaceae. The record is from RefSeq and is a predicted model, not a curated record.
AUGGAAGGCUUGGUUCAAUGCUCUGCAAAUUAUUCGCCUCUCACUCCCGUAAGCAUUUUGGAAAGAGCUUCUAUGGUUUAUGGUGACCGAGUCUCGAUUAUCUAUGGUUCUUUGACAUACACUUGGAAAGAAACAUUUGAACGUUGCUUCAAACUUGCCGCCUCUGUCCUAAACCAAUUGAAAGUUGCCCAUGGCGAUAUUGUUGCAGCAUUGGGACCAAACACACCCGAGUUGUACGAGCUUCAUUUUGCUGUUCCAAUGGCAGGAGCCAUUGUUUCUCCACUAAACAUAUACCAAGAAUCAACCACAUUAGCUGCAGAAUUGAAACUGUUGGAAGCUAGAACUGAUCCUGCUGCUAAAACCGCCUCCCCUGGUUAUCAGCUUUCGGGUUAUCGUACUUUUGAUUCUCUUCUGAAUCCAACAAAUGGCUAUGGGUACGAGAUUGUAAGGCCAAAAGGUGAAUGUGAUCCGAUUUCCAUUGUGAUUACUUCAGGGGUUCCAAAAGGAGUCGUUCAUAGCCACAGAAAAGGAAAUAAGCUCCAUCGAUGUUGAAGCGGUGCUGUUUAGUCAUCCAGCAUUGUUGGAGGCAGCUGUGGUAGGGCGUCCGAAUGAGGUCGUUGGGGAGACAGUUUGUGCUUUUGUGA